CUCUCACUCCUGCUCCUCCAGUUGUAAACUUGUGAUAUUCAUAUAAGACGCACACCCACACUAGGAAAAACGCGACGCCAGCGAAACCUAGUGAGAGAAAAACGAGAGAGGGAGAGAGAAGCCGUCGACGACGUCGCUUCGGUCUUGGUCUCGCUGCUCCAUUCGCAUUCGGAAAUGGUGGAUCAGGGCAUCCUGGGAUGGAUCUUCGCCUCCUUGCUGGGGUUCGUCGUCUUCCGUAGCGUGCUUCUGAAGAACAAGAAGAAGGACGGUGCUUCUGUGGAGAUCAGGGAUGAAUGCGUGAAAAGCACCGCUAAUGGAGAAUGCAGAUCGAAGACCGCUUACGAGGAGGCUGACGUCAUCAUCGUCGGGGCCGGCGUCGCGGGCGCCGCUCUCGCUAAUACUCUCGGCAAGGAUGGGCGUAGGGUACGCGUGAUUGAAAGAGACUUAACUGAGCCUGACCGAAUUGUUGGUGAACUGCUACAGCCAGGGGGCUACCUCAAAUUGAUUGAGUUGGGGCUUCAAGAUUGCGUAGAGGAAAUUGAUGCUCAGCGGGUGUUUGGCUAUGCUCUCUUUAAGGAUGGAAAGAAUACGAAACUCUCUUAUCCUCUGGAAAAAUUCGAUUCAGAUGUUGCCGGAAGGAGCUUUCACAACGGCCGCUUCAUACAAAGGAUGCGAGAGAAAGCUGCAACCCUUCCCAAUGUACAGUUGGAGCAAGGAACUGUUACAUCUUUACUUGAAGAAAAGGGGACCAUUAGAGGGGUAAAUUACAAGACUAAAGAUGGUGAAACAAUGACAGCAUAUGCUCCUUUAACCAUUGUAUGUGAUGGUUGUUUCUCAAACUUGCGCCGCUCCCUUUGUACCCCUAAGGUAGAUGUGCCCUCAUGUUUUGUCGGUUUGUUGCUGGAAGACUGUGAGCUCCCAUUUGCAAAUCAUGGGCAUGUUGUUUUAGCAGAUCCUUCUCCUAUCUUGUUUUAUCGUAUCAGCAGUACAGAGAUUCGAUGUCUGGUUGAUGUACCUGGUCAAAAGGUGCCUUCUAUUUCAAAUGGUGAAAUGGCCAAGUAUUUGAAGGCUGUGGUGGCUCCCCAAAUUCCUCCUGAGCUGUAUGAUGGGUUUAUAGCUGCAAUCAAUAAAGGAAACAUAAGGACGAUGCCUAAUAGAAGCAUGCCAGCUGCUCCACAUCCUACUCCUGGGGCCUUGUUGAUGGGGGAUGCAUUUAAUAUGCGCCAUCCUUUAACUGGUGGAGGAAUGACCGUGGCACUAUCUGAUAUUGUUGUGCUACGAGAUCUUCUCAGGCCUCUGCAUGACCUGAAUGAUGCAGCUACACUUUGCAAAUAUCUCGAGUCCUUUUAUACCUUGCGAAAGCCUGUGGCAUCCACAAUAAAUACAUUGGCAGGUGCCCUGUAUAAGGUGUUUUGUGCUUCACCAGAUCAAGCAAGGAAGGAAAUGCGUGAUGCGUGCUUUGAUUAUUUAAGCCUUGGAGGUGUGUGUUCAUCAGGGCCAGUGUCUCUACUAUCAGGGCUAAAUCCUCGUCCAUUGAGCUUGGUUUGUCACUUCUUUGCGGUGGCAAUAUUUGGUGUUGGUCGUUUAUUGCUGCCAUUUCCUUCACCAAAACGUGUAUGGAUUGGAGCUAGAAUAAUUUCAGGUGCAUCGGGAAUCAUUUUCCCCAUCAUAAAGGCAGAAGGAGUUAGGCAAAUGUUCUUUCCUGCAACAGUUCCAGCAUAUUACAGAGCUCCUCCUGUUAAGUGAAGUUUUGAAGCUGAAUUACAAAAGGUGAAAAUGGUUAAGGGGGGGUUCCAAUCAAGACGAGCUACUUUGUCACAUUCCCUUGUUCAAAGAUAACGGGGAAGUGAUUGUUCGAAUAUGUGCAUUAUGACAUGUUUUGGUUGUCAGGACUUCCUUUUUCUCUGAUAUCAAAAUAUACUCUUUUCUUUUUCUUCCAAA
Messenger RNA from Vitis riparia (riverbank grape), 1941 nucleotides. Its product is annotated as squalene monooxygenase SE1-like. Gene Ontology annotation, biological process: sterol biosynthetic process. Gene Ontology annotation, cellular component: membrane; endoplasmic reticulum. The transcript is spliced from 8 exons. NCBI's taxonomy places the organism in Eukaryota, Viridiplantae, Streptophyta, Magnoliopsida, Vitales, Vitaceae. Bases 175 to 1746 code for a protein of 523 amino acids. The record is from RefSeq and is a predicted model, not a curated record. Gene Ontology annotation, molecular function: squalene monooxygenase activity; flavin adenine dinucleotide binding.